AUGUUCCGUCUACGGCUUGUGCAGAGGAGGUGUUUCCACUCCUCGAGAGCGGUGUUCAGUGCGCAAUCGAACGUCCAGAGGAACACGCUCAGCGACAUUGCAAAGCUUUACGAUUCCAAGGAGAAGAUCACCGUCAUCACGGCAUAUGAUUACCUCACAGGCCAGAUGGCUGACGAGGCCAACGCAGAUAUGAUUCUCGUUGGGGAUUCCUUAGCAAUGGUUGCGCUGGGUUAUAGCGAUACAAAUGAGAUACCAUUUGACGAGUUCCUGUAUCACUGUCGCGCGGUUUCCCGUGGUGUGGAGAACAGCUUCAUCGUGGCAGAUAUGCCAUUCGGAAGCUACGAAUCGUCAACGUCGAAGGCCAUAGACUCUGCAGUUCAGCUGAUCUCGAAGGGUCGGGCCAAUGCGGUGAAACUAGAGGGUGGUGUGGAGAUUGCGCCGACAAUAAAGCAGCUGACACAGCUGGGAAUCCCAGUGAUGGCCCAUGUCGGGUUAACCCCACAGAGGUCUAACGCAUUAGGUGGGUUCAAAGUGCAAGGUCGUACUUUACAAAGUGCUGAAAAGGUUGUUGAAGAUGCGCUAAAGGUACAGGAAGCCGGUGCGUUCUCCAUGGUUUUAGAGGCAAUUCCACACAAGUUGGCCAAAAUCAUCACCGAGCAGCUCGAGAUCCCAACUAUCGGCAUAGGGGCUGGACCAGACACAAGCGGCAAAGUCCUUGUUCAAACGGACUUGCUAGGCUUAGGGAACGGCCACAGACCAAAAUUCGUCAAGACCUUCAUCGAAGGACACUCCCUCCUGGUGGAGGCCAUGUCAUCGUACGUCUCCGAGGUUAAAUCUGGACGGUUCCCAGAGUAUGGCACCCACACUUAUAAGAUUAAAGAUGAAGUCUUGGAUCAACUGAUGAAAAGGCCAAGAGCAUAG
Williopsis jadinii is the source of this 921-nucleotide messenger RNA. RefSeq names its product 3-methyl-2-oxobutanoate hydroxymethyltransferase (gene ECM31). Gene Ontology annotation, biological process: pantothenate biosynthetic process. Gene Ontology annotation, cellular component: mitochondrion. NCBI's taxonomy places the organism in Eukaryota, Fungi, Ascomycota, Saccharomycetes, Phaffomycetales, Wickerhamomycetaceae. The transcript has a single exon. Gene Ontology annotation, molecular function: 3-methyl-2-oxobutanoate hydroxymethyltransferase activity; magnesium ion binding. Bases 1 to 921 code for a protein of 306 amino acids. The record is from RefSeq and is a predicted model, not a curated record.